This is a messenger RNA of Syngnathus acus (greater pipefish), 811 nucleotides long. RefSeq names its product DAZ associated protein 2 (gene dazap2). The transcript has 4 exons. The coding region runs from base 166 to 675 and encodes 169 amino acids. The record is from RefSeq and is a predicted model, not a curated record. Lineage: Eukaryota; Metazoa; Chordata; Actinopteri; Syngnathiformes; Syngnathidae.
AGUUGACGUCACCGCUAUCUACAACAACAAGAAGCAGAAAAACAAGGAAGUGGAUUAUUGCUAUUCACCGCUGUAAACCUCUUCGUUUGAACGACUCUGUGACGAGAUAACCAGAGUCCCCAGUGAUUGUCUGACAUCCUCCACAUUUCGAACCGGACUGUGACAAUGAACAACAAAGGGUCAUAUCCACAGCAGAGUGUGUACCCUCAGCAGAGCACUGCCCCCGUUUACCCCCCUGCUAUGCAAAUAUCUCCUCAGGCGCCUCCUUAUACGGACACGCCUCCCGCAUACUCUGAGAUCUACCACCCUAGGUAUGUGCUUCCCCACCAGGUGACCGGUCAGGUGCCUCAGAUGUCCUCCCCCUAUGUGGGCACUCAGGUCUACAUGCCCAUGCAGCCGCAGAUGCCCGUCGGAGCCAUGGCCCAGAACGUCCCCCUGGCUUAUUAUCCUAUGGGGGCCAUGUACCCGCCUGGUUCCACAGUGAUGGUUGAUGGUGGCUUUGACGCCGGCGCCCGCUUCACAGCUGGAAGCAGUGUUUCCAUCCCGCCCCCACCCCCUGGGCACGCCCCAAAUGCAGCUCAACUGGCGGCCAUGCAGGGUGCCAACAUGGUCAUGACGCAGCGCAAGAACAACUUCUUCUUGGGCGGCUCCAGCGGAGGUUACACCAUCUGGUAACAGCAGAUGCUCCCUCACGCCUAAAUCCAAUGCAGCGCCUCCCCCCUUCCCCAACAUCACGUACCCCCCUCCCCCUAUCCUCCUUAGGCUGCUUAGCCACAAUACUGAUAUCACCUAAUGGAAUGUAAUGUUUUUG